ACUCCAAAAAAAACAGUAAAAAUCAGAAAAAGUUUAAAUUGAAAUUCACUUCGUUUCGAGUGUACCACCGCGUAAGUUUUCCAAUCACAGACAGGAUCAGCGUUACUUCGGUAUGAGUUCGAAAAUAGGCUCGGAGCCACGUCCUUGCCUAUUGCCGCCAAUUGGAUCGGAGCGUGCAGCACGUUUGGCUGCACGGAAUAGUUUGAACUUGAAUUUAACCGAACAUGAGAGGGCUUUUGGUCUUAUCCAGGGUUGUUCAAGAACGAACACUAAUUGGCUUAACUCCGGUACUGGCAAUGGUCGGAAUGCCGCCAAAGGUGGUCUCGACUGUAACUUAAAUCUAGGUCGGGAUGUGCAAACGGUAUUCGCUCAAUUGAUGAAUGCCCAGGAAAAUACACGCAAAUUGGCACAAAAAAUUGAUAAACUGUUGCCCACAAAGAAGCAACGUCAGGAAUUUGCUCAACAAAUGCUAACCGAGCAACUGCAGUCGGAGAAGACUUUGCAAGUAUACUUAGAGGGUAAAUUCCAGAAGAUAUCAAUGCAACAGCAGCAAUGGACGUCAUAUUUCUCACAGCCAAGCCCAGUGAAUCAGGAGCCAGUGUCAACUUCGUCAUCAAAUAUACCCUAUCAUUAUCAUCAACAGCAGCAGCAGCCGCAGCCGAUGUGGCAGCCCAAUCUGGAGCCCACUGGCAGACAUUUCGCAACGGAUUGGCCCAACAUUCGUGUCGCACCGGUAGCGGCCAAAAAUCGUCAUACAAAUCAAAUCUGGAAUGUUCCAGCAAUGCAUCAACAGCCUGAGACCAGACCGCCUACAGAGGGAAGAGCACAGCAAUCGACUACUUCAGCUGUUAAAACGGUUAAGCCGAACACCAUAUCAGUCGGCAAUGGCCUGCUGCUCAUGCGUAAUGCUCUGAUGAAAAGCAUGGCUAACUAUGAUCUACCGGGUCUGGGACUGGGAGAUUGGUAUUACAAUAGAUCGCCUUUGGAAGGUCAACAGCAGCGGCAACAGCAGCAGCUUUACAAUCAACAGGAGAGUUACUUGCAACAUCAGGCUUAUCUGCAGCAUCAGGAGAACUAUCUGCUACAGCAGCAGUAUCUCCAACAGCUGUAUCAGCAGCAGAUACAUCAGCUGCAACAGCAACAACAGCAGCAGCAGAUGCAACAGCAGAUGCAACAGCAACAACAGCAGCAGCAGCAGCAGAUGCAACAACAGCAACAGCAGCAGAUGCAACAACAGCAACAGCAGCAGCAACAACAGCAGAUGCAAGAGCAGCAAGAACGCCAACAGCAACAUCAGCUGCAACAUCAGCUGCAACAUCAGCUGCAACAUCAGCUGCAACAGCAUCUGCAUCAGCAGCUGCAUCAGCAACAAUUGCAAUAUCAGCAAGAACGUCAACAUCAAUAUCAGCUGCAACAGCAGCUGCAACAGCAGCAAUUGCAAUAUCAGCAGUAUCUUCAACUGCAACAGUAUCGACAGCAGCAAUUGCAACGACAGCAGCAGCUAUAUCAGCAACAGCAACAGCAGGAGGAGCAUAACGGUGACUUUCAAUCAAAUGUGGAAACAAAUUAUAUGGAGCAGACCUCGAGUGGACAUAGUUCGAAUCAAAAUUCUAAUUUAAAUCAAAAUCAAACCAACAAUGAGAAUCAGAUUCUGUGUAAUAACUCGAAUAAUGGCACAGAGAUACCAGAAAAUAUAAGGGGAAUUUUACGCCUUCAUUCACUGCAAAUGGAUUUUUGAAUGAAGUGUUUCCAUUUUAUAUACCACUCGAUAUAUAUCUAUGUAUGAAUAUGUAACAACAACAAUAUUUUAAAAUUUGCAACAAAUUUACUCUAAUUAACAACUACUAAUAACCAAUAAACUUAGUACGCAAAGAGUUG
Molecule: messenger RNA, 1878 nt
Organism: Drosophila willistoni
Lineage: Eukaryota; Metazoa; Arthropoda; Insecta; Diptera; Drosophilidae
Product: putative mediator of RNA polymerase II transcription subunit 26
Exons: 2
Coding region: 113-1738 (541 amino acids)
Source: RefSeq, a predicted model, not a curated record